AAGGGCGUGUCCCGCUUCAGCACCGAGCGCAACAAGCCCCUGGACUCGGGCUCGCUUCUCGAGGUGCAGGGUGCCAAGUUCGGCCUGCGCCUGCAGUGGGGCGGUGCCGACAGCGACAACGGCUCGGAGGAGGUCGUGGCGCUCUACGCCCAGCUCGUGCAGAGCACGGUGUCGACGCCCUUCUGGUGGCGCGCGCAGCUGCGGGCGAUCGCCUCGGACGGCAAGGCGACGCCCGGCCCGAACGCGCCGGAGUGGCUCGAUGCCAAGAAGUCGAGCGACGCCAAGCUGUGGGGGCACCCCAAGUGGUGGAAGCGCGCGGACCUGCUCAGGAGCUCUUGCGUGUCGGACGAUUGCCUCGUCCUCCAGCUCAAGGUGGAGGCGUGGCCUUCGGCCCCGAGGACGGAGUACUGCCUUCCCGUGGGCGCGUUCUCCGAGGCGCCCGGCGUCUCGCUGGCGGUGGACUUGGAAGAGUUGCUGAGGCGCGGCGAGGGCGCGGACGUCGAGGUGCGCGCGGGGGCGCCGGACGAGGAGGGCUCGGUCAAGUACCCGCCGCUGAGGGCCCACCGCGUGGUGCUCGCGGCGCGCUCGCCCGUGUUCAGGCAGAUGUUCUUCAGCGCCGGGAUGCGGGAGUCCUUGGACGCGCACAUCACCCUCGGCGACGCCGACCCGAAGGCAGUGCAGUGGUUUGUCGGAUUCCUUUACAGCGACAACAUUGCCGACGAAGUCUGGCAGGACGACGACGCCGUGUGCCACCUGCUGGCGUUGGCGCACACGUACGACGUCAGCGCGCUGCUGAAGAGAUGUGAGGCCCGCAUCGGCUCCCGGCUCUCCGAGGAGAACGCGCUGGAGCGGCUCAUGAUGGCAGAUCAAUACAGCAUUUCUGGUCUGAAGGAGAUGGUGCUGCAGUUUAUCGUCAAGUCCAAGGAGCGCCUGGCCAAGGUGCAGGGCUCCCCGGACUUCGCGAGGAUGGGGAAGAAUUUCCCGCACCUCUUGGGGGAGAUUAUCUCCGCCUUUGUCCCGCCCGAGACGAAGAAGAGGCCUGUCGCCGCCGCGCUUCCGGACGACUGGGAGUCCAGGACGGUGGUGCAGCUGAAGCAGCUGUGCACCGACCACGGUCUGCACACCUCGGGCACCAGGGACGUGCUGAUACAGCGGCUGCAGCAGUGGCGCAACUCCCAGGGCUGAGGCUCCUUGGCGUCGUCCUCGUCGUCUUCCUCCUCCUCCUCCUCCUCCUCCUUCUCCUCCUCCUC
Messenger RNA from Prorocentrum cordatum, 1250 nucleotides. Lineage: Eukaryota; Dinophyceae; Prorocentrales; Prorocentraceae. The record is from the annotation of a GenBank genome assembly.